AUGCUUGUGAACUGUUCCAAGUGCCGGACCACCUUACAGCUCCCACACGGAGCAAAAUCCAUACGCUGUGCAGUCUGCCGCGCCAUCACUCUCAUCGGCGAACCCCACAACGCGCCACCUACGCCGCCACCAACUUAUCUUCCGUCUCCCACCACCUCCAGUACCAACAACUAUAACUACUAUGCUUCCCCGCAGGUACCCCAUCCGGCAACUGUUCCAGCUCCGUCUCCGUACAACCACGCUCCACCAAGUCAACCAGCCUCGGUCCAUGGACGGAAAAAGGCCGUGAUCAUUGGGAUCUCGUACAAGAAAUCGAAGAAUGUGCUCAAGGGUUGCAUUAAUGAUGCUAAGUGCAUGAAGUUCAUGUUGGUCAACCGCUUCAAGUUCCCUGAAGCCUCCAUUCUCAUGCUUACUGAAGAAGAAACUGAUCCAUACAGAAUUCCAACAAAACACAAUAUUAGGAUGGCAAUGGUUUGGCUUGUACAAGGUUGUCAGCCCGGGGAUUCCCUGGUGUUUCAUUAUUCUGGACAUGGUUCACAACGGAGAAACUACACUGGAGACGAGAUUGAUGGAUAUGACGAAACACUUUGCCCUUUGGAUUUUGAAACACAGGGAAUGAUCGUGGACGAUGAAAUUAAUGCAACAAUCGUUAGGCCUCUUCCUCGUGGAGUCAAGCUUCACGCAAUCAUUGAUGCCUGUCAUAGUGGUACAGUGCUAGACUUGCCAUAUCUUUGUCGAAUGGACAGAACAGGGCGUUAUGCAUGGGAGGAUCAUCGUCCUCGAUCAGGUGCUUGGAAAGGAACUAGCGGAGGAGAGGUCAUAUCCUUCAGUGGCUGCGACGAUGAUCAAUCUUCUGCUGAUACUGCCGCUCUAUCCAAGGUUACUUCGACGGGGGCAAUGACUUACGCUUUUAUCCAAGCAAUCGAACACGGGCAAGGAAAAACUUACGGAAGUAUUCUAAAUGCAAUGCGAUCUACCAUCCGAAAGACUGCUGAUGAGAUAGGAGGGAGCAUUGUGACAACACUUUUAACAAUGCUCUUGACCGGGGGAAGUGCUGGUAUCGGAAUGUCACAGGAACCACAACUUACUGCUAAUGAACCAUUUGAUGUAUACACGAAGCCAUUUUCACUAUGA
This is a messenger RNA of Fraxinus pennsylvanica, 1134 nucleotides long. The record is from the annotation of a GenBank genome assembly. Lineage: Eukaryota; Viridiplantae; Streptophyta; Magnoliopsida; Lamiales; Oleaceae.